CCAUUCUAAGAUGCGGCCCCACGUCUCGUCAGCUCCAAUAGGCAGUAGCGGUGAUCAGGUUCCAGAAGGCGCCAAAAAAAUAUCGAUGCACAGAAAAAUGGGAAUGUUUAACUCGACUCCCCAGACUCAGAAGUGUUACGACCCAAAAGAUACCACGCUGACAUUUGUCGACAGAGAGGACGAUUUAGACUUUUUGUGUGAAGGCUUCCCGUCUCUGAGAGCUCAGAUGUCCUGUGGUCACGCUGUGACCCCGAUGUCUCUCACAAAAUGGUGUCUCCAGCAGCUGGAACAGUUUGGUUGUGGUGCUGAGUGGUCUUACGCGGAGGUCCGUAAAAUGGCUCUCCUAACCCCCGAGGAGAUCAAACACUUUGAGAAAACCAUGGCUGUCAAUUCUGCUGAGAGCAGAAAGUGUCCUCAGUGUCAGACYCGAACUGUGAGACAGAGCGAGCUUAAUCUUUGUGUCCUCUGCCAAGUCUGCACGGCAAAGAAAGGAGUUUGCUAUGAGUUCUGCUGGCAGUGUCUGAGGAAGUGGAAAGGCCGAAAGCCUCGCUCAGACCGCUGUGGAAACACCGGCUGCUGCGACUCGGCUCUGGUAACGCUGAAAACCUGCCCGGACAUURUCUUUGCGCCCGUGAAAGUGGCCACCAUGUGCCCCUCCAUCCGAGCCUGUCCCACCUGUGGCUCGCUGCUGGAGCACAAACAAACCCACUGCAAACACCUCACCUGUCCUCGAUGCAAGAUCAAGUUUUGUUUCGUGUGCCUGAAAACUUUUGCCGAGUGCUCAAAAACAAGUCGCCUCUCAGAACCCUGCACCAGCGGCGUCGCCCCCAGACAGACUUCAGUCCCUGUGUGGAAAAAGAAAUAACGCUUUGUCCCGCGAGAAAAUUCCUCUGAGUUCUGUUUGUUAACCCCUGGAAAAGAAGCUCRUCUGUUGAAAUGUUCYAUAAUCAGAAGGCAUUGUGUUCUGAACAUGAAACACUGACAAGGUUUUAUGCUCUUUAGUGUUACGACAGUUUAUAUUUGUGUAAAUUAUAACCGUUCCUGACAUGCCUGCCUUUUCCUGCUAAAACAGUGCAGCAAGUUGCUCCUCGUCCUGUUUCUUUUCCUGAGAUGCAGUUUCACCUACAUUGGUUGUAAAUAUUUCACACUAACUGCAUGGUUUUUUUUUUGUUUGUUUGUUUGUUGUUUUUACUUAGAAGAGUCUAGCUUUGACUGCUGGUAGGCUUACUAUUAAUGUUGCUGUUUUUUAAUUUAAAAGUUAAAUAAAUGUUUUGUGGUUUGACAGCUGGAGAACAUUUGUCAAAUWAAUUUAAAAUUCAA
Messenger RNA from Austrofundulus limnaeus, 1320 nucleotides. RefSeq lists its product as uncharacterized. The record is from RefSeq and is a predicted model, not a curated record. NCBI's taxonomy places the organism in Eukaryota, Metazoa, Chordata, Actinopteri, Cyprinodontiformes, Rivulidae. The transcript is spliced from 5 exons. Bases 11 to 865 code for a protein of 284 amino acids.